This is a messenger RNA of Rosa chinensis, 1446 nucleotides long. RefSeq lists its product as uncharacterized. The coding region runs from base 358 to 1446 and encodes 362 amino acids. The transcript is spliced from 6 exons. The record is from RefSeq and is a predicted model, not a curated record. Lineage: Eukaryota; Viridiplantae; Streptophyta; Magnoliopsida; Rosales; Rosaceae.
AGUGGUUUUGGCUCGAAAUGGUUUGACGCUUUUGCCCUCGCUUCAGAUUUUUUUGCAGCCUCUGCCACCGACCUGGAUAUAUCGAGUCUUUCCCGUUGAUUUCCUCUUUCUUCUACAGUCGUGUACUCAUCUUUAUCAAAUCAAGAACGAUCGAGAAAUAGAGAGAGAGAGAGAUCAAGAAGUCGGGUGCGUUUCUUUGCUUUGCACGAAGAGAUAGAGAGAGAGAUCAAGAAGUCGGGUGCGUUUCUUUGCUUUGCACGAAGAGAUAGAGAGGGAGAUCGGGGGCAAAUCUCUAAAGCACAGCGUCGUCGCCGAGUCAAUCCAAUUGGGUUCCAAAGUUUGAACCUUUAAUCUGUGAUGGCAUCAAAAGGUAUUUCGAGAGGAACAAAGAGAAUAUUAAGAGAGUAUGAUGUUGAAAGUCGUGAUAGUCAAGAAAAGAUUCAACAAAUUUGUACUACUCAAAACUCUGCUGUGAGAAGAACUGAAUCUGAUCAUUUAUGUUUUGGUGGGAAUGAGGAUCGUCCAGUUAACUCAAAGAGGUGGAAAACAUUGUUCCAUGAACAAACUGCUGGUGUUGGAGUUAGUGCAGCAUCAAAUAUUCAUAAUGUGGUUGCAGAAGGUCAAUAUUCGCAUUCAUCUGGUCAAGCAUCAUAUCAAAAGACAAAGCAAGGAUUGAUUGUAACAUGUCAAGAUUUGGGUGACAAUAUUUAUAUAUGCAAUUAUUGUAAUGCAUAUUUUUGGUCUGAAGAAUCUCUUAAACAACAAUCUGCAAAUGCACAGCCUAUUUAUACAAAUUGUUGCGGAAAAGGAAAAGUCAAACUAGAACGAGCCAAACCUACUCCAAGUUUUCUCGAAAAAUUAUUGGAUCCAAACAAUGGUUUAGAGAGCAGAUUAUUUAGAGAAAAUAUUCGAGUAUAUAAUUCAAUGUUUUCAUUUACAUCAAUGAGAGCAACAAUUGAUCAUAAAAUAAAUGCUGGAUCAGGUCCUUAUAUUUUCAAAAUUAGUGGCCAAGUACAUCAUUUGAUGGGUUCUAUAUUACCUUCUGAUGGAGAUAGUCCUAAAUAUGCACAAUUAUAUAUAUAUGAUACCAAAAAUGAAGUUGUAAAUCGUAUUAAUGCUAUUGACCCUACUCAUGUUAAUGAAAAUAUUAGAUCAGAUAUUGUUCGAGGACUUAUUAAAAUGUUCGACGAAAUUAAUGAAUUGGUCUCUAAAAGACUCUACCUACAUUGGUACAUUGGAUGGCCUUUUAUAGCCGAUUACAAUACUGUUACAAGUUUACAGCUGGAAAGUAAAAUGAUCUUCUUUGGAUUUGAAGAGAUUCGUCAAGAUAAGAUCUUGCCGACUUUUGUCGUGAUUCCGCCAGUCUUGACAGACUUUGAAGACUUUGGUGUAUCACCUUUUGACGUGUUUCUUGCCAUGCAUGAAUCUAGUCAUGCUGGAGAGUAA